Galeopterus variegatus (Sunda flying lemur) is the source of this 545-nucleotide messenger RNA. RefSeq names its product claudin-4. Gene Ontology annotation, cellular component: bicellular tight junction; plasma membrane. Gene Ontology annotation, biological process: cell adhesion; bicellular tight junction assembly. Lineage: Eukaryota; Metazoa; Chordata; Mammalia; Dermoptera; Cynocephalidae. The annotation marks the transcript as partial. The record is from RefSeq and is a predicted model, not a curated record. The transcript has a single exon. Gene Ontology annotation, molecular function: structural molecule activity.
CUGCCACAGGACCUGCAGGCGGCCCGCGCCCUCAUCGUCAUCUGCAUCAUCGUGGCCGCGCUGGGCGUGCUGCUGUCCGUGGUGGGGGGCAAAUGCACCAACUGCGUGGAGGACGAGACUGCCAAGGCCAAGACCAUGAUCGUGGCGGGUGUGGUGUUCCUGCUGGCUGGCCUGCUGGUGUUGGUGCCCGUGUCCUGGACGGCCAACACCAUCAUCCGCGACUUCUACAACCCGCUGGUGGCUUCUGGGCAGAAGCGCGAGAUGGGUGCCUCCCUCUACGUCGGCUGGGCCGCCUCAGGCCUGCUGCUGCUUGGCGGGGGCCUGCUGUGCUGCAACUGCCCACCCCGCACCGACAAGCCCUACUCGGCCAAGUAUUCUGCUGCCCGCUCUGCUGCAGCCAGCAACUAUGUGUAAGGCGCUGCCGCUCCACUCUGUCCCUUUUGUCUUUGUCUUUCCCUGGACUGAGCUCGGCGCUGCCUGUGACCCCAGGACAGCUCCACCGUGGGCUGCUGGGGGCUGGGCAAGCCCUCAGCCCCUUCUGCCCA